AUGGCAUCCAAGCCCAGCUCUGCCGCCUGCUCAACCCACUGUGUCAAUGGCAUCGUCUUCACAGAUAUACCUCACACGGCCGACGGCUGCAAGGUUUGCGGCGACGACGGCCUGGACGAUGUCGGCAGCGACGUUCUCGACCGACACGAAAUCAAAGUUGCCCUUCCAAGAAUCAGACUCGGGCACAGCCUCGAGCUGCUCGAUGUACUUGAACAUGUUGCCCAUGAGGUCGAGGCUGUUGGCGCCCUGGCCCGUGAUGCUGCUCGGCCGGUGGAUCACGACGGGCAGGCCCCAGGCGCGCGCGGCGUUUUCCAAAAGGACCUCGGACGCCCACUUGGCGGCCGCGUAGCCGCCGUUCAUCUCCCUGGGGUCCGUGGGCGGGGCCCAGGCCGCGACGCUGGCCUCGCCAAACUCCUCCAGGCCGGUCAGCUGCGUGAUGCUGGCGCUCGACACAAAGUGGAAGGGGAUGCGGCGCGGGGCGGCGAGGCGGGCCAGCUCCCGCGUGCUGCCGACGUUGGUGGCGCGCAGGGUGGCGUAGGUCUUGAGGAACGACACGUCGGCGCCGUUGUGGAUGACGACGUCGGCCUGGGCAAACAGCGACUCGGCGACGGCCUGGCCCAGGCCCAGGUGCGGGGCGUUGAGGUUGCCGGGGUGGAUGCUGACGCGCGGGUCCGAGAAGGGCGCCGCCGCCGAGUGGGGAGCGGCGGCGGCGGCGGCGGCGGCGGCGCCGCGCACCGCCAGGCAGUGGAUGCGCCUGACGCUGGGCUGGCGCAGCAGGAAGGCGAUGAGCUGCCGGCCCAGGAACCCCGUCGCGCCCGUCACCAGGACCACCCUGGGCGGCGCAGAGACUUGGUUCCCUGGCCCGCCGGGGAUGAUGUUUGGAGGCAGCGUCGGGAUCGAGGUUUCCCGCUCCCAGUCGAUCAGGGCGCUGUUGCCGGAUGCGUCGUCGGAAAGCACCAGAUCGGUCAUGGCCGCAAUCGUGCUCGACUCAAACAUUGCGUGCAAGGGUGGCGCCCUGCCGUGCUUCUUUGUCACCAAGCUUUGCAGAUUCACCAGAAGGAGCGAGGUCCCGCCGACGUGGAAAAAGUCGGACUGUGGCGUGAUUGUGUACUGGGAAGCGACGUCGCUGGGGAUGACCUGCUGCCAGAGCUUCCACAUCUGAGCCUGAUCGGAGCCGAGUUCGGCGGCCUGUUGCGACGACCGAUCGGCAACCUGGCUCGCGUCGGAGAUGGGCAGCUGCUGCAGGGCGCGGCGGUCAAGUUUGUGGGAGGCGGUUUGGGGCAAGGCGCGGAUGGGCACGAGCAGGGAUGGCUUCAUGUGCCGAGGGAGCCUCAGGCGUGGGAUGAGCCGGGCGAGGAAGUCUUGUUGGCUGUUCUGGGGGCUCUGAUUCUCAACCAGAUCGGCAUCCAGCACGACGUGGCCGACCAGGUACUGCGGGUCCGACUCGUCAGCGCCACCGCGGCGGACGGACACGGCUGCGUCGAUGAUUUUGCCGGCGCCUGCUUGCAAGAUGGCGGAUUCGAUGUUCUUCAGGUCGAUGCGCAUGCCCCGGAGCUUGAUCUGAGUAUCACCGCCGCCGUCGGGACUGAGGCGUCCGAGGUCGCCCGUUCGGAAUUUGGUCUUCCACCCCUUGGCCAAGAACUCGGCAGGCGCCGUCUUGUCUGCCACGAACGCCUUGGAGGUGAGUUGGUCGUUUUUGAAGUAGCCCAGGCCGACACCUGCGCCACCGAUGCAAACCUCGCCAAACACGCCGGCCGGCACCGGGUUGAGCUCCGGAUCGACGAUGGAAACGGAGUAGUUUGGCCAGGUCAACAGCGGCAGGUCUGGGUUGCUGUUUGGUUCAUGGUAAGGCACCACGCGGGUGUUUGCGUUGAUGGUGGCUUCGGUGGGCCCGUAGCCGUUGAAAAGGACGAGGUCGGGCUUGCCGAGGGAGCGGAAGACCUCGAGGAGGCUUUGGGUCAUGUUCUCGCCACCACUCAAAGCCACCCUCCACUUGGAAGUCCUGAGAUGCUGGGCGUUGACGCCGAUCAACGACUUGUACUCGGUAGGCGACGCCUGCACGAUGCUGACCUUCUCGGCCACGAUGAGCUGGCUCAGGCCCAACGCGUCGCCGCGCAGGUGCGACGGGACGACGACGAGCGUGCCGCCGUUGGAGAGCGACGUCAGCAUCUGCGCCAAUGCCAUGUCGAAGCUGAAGGACGAUUGCUGCAGCAUGACGUCGACGCCCUCCCUGAAGCCGAACUGCUGCGUGGCGGCCAUGAUGUUGUACCUCAGGGAGGCGUGGCUCAGUGUGAUGCCCUUGGGGACGCCGGUCGAACCACUCGUGUAAAAGACGGCAGCCGCCGAGGUGGCCUUGGCCGUUUUGGAGCUCGGCACCGCCGACACGUCGAUCUGGACGGCGUCGGUCGACAAGCUGUCGAACAAAGGUUUGGUGGUAGCGUCCACGAGGAUGCACGCAGGCUGACAUUCGUACACGACGGCCUUGAGGCGGUCGGUCGAGUUGAGGCGCGGAUCCAAGGGGGUGUAGAUGGCACCGGCCUUCCAAACAGCGAGGAUGGAACAGAUAAAGUCCAUGGUGGAAGCCUGCAUCACGCCCACGAUCCCAGGACCGACUUUGGCUUGGAUCAGCCUUGCUGCGAUGUCAUUGAUGCGAGCAGUCAUCUGAGAGUAGGUCAGGCCACCGUCUUGUCCGUUGCGCAAGGCGAACUUUGUCGCAUACUGGACAGACAUGUUUUCGAUGCGGUGGACCAGGGUCUCUGGCCAGCUCGAGUCCUCAAGAGUGGGGCCGCAGCCCAGCGUCAAAGCCUUGUCUACAGCAACGGGGUCGUAGAUUGCCGGGCGGUUCAAGCUGUUGGCCGGGUUUUUGGCAAACGAGUCGACGAGCCGGAAGUAGCUGUCGAGCAGCAGUUUGGCCAUCUCGACGUCGUACAGAUCCUUCUGCACACUCAAAGUCACCAGAGCUUCUCCGCCGGGAUUCUCGACAAUGUCCAGGCUGAUGUCGUAACCGAUCUGCCCGCCAGAGAUGAGCUCGCCGGCGCCGGUGCAGCCGCAGAACGACCGCUCCUCGGAGACGCCUCGUCGGUAGUUGACAAAGGUCUGGAACAGAGGCGUCUGUGA
This is a messenger RNA of Pyricularia pennisetigena, 3117 nucleotides long. RefSeq lists its product as uncharacterized. The record is from RefSeq and is a predicted model, not a curated record. Lineage: Eukaryota; Fungi; Ascomycota; Sordariomycetes; Magnaporthales; Pyriculariaceae. The transcript has 4 exons. The coding region runs from base 1 to 3117 and encodes 1038 amino acids.